Molecule: messenger RNA, 711 nt
Organism: Ylistrum balloti
Lineage: Eukaryota; Metazoa; Mollusca; Bivalvia; Pectinida; Pectinidae
Exons: 3
Coding region: 1-711 (236 amino acids)
Source: RefSeq, a predicted model, not a curated record
AUGACAGUGGAGAUCCAGCAGUGGCGUGAAGGCUCCCGUGCCCCGCCUCCUCCAUAUUUAGAGGCACUUGCAUAUCCUCUGACGUCACUAACUGAGCCAGAAAACAAAGAGGACGUGGAAGAAAACAUCGAACUUCAAAAGUGUCCAGAAAUUCAAGAUGGUGGAACGUCUUUAUACCCAACCGCAUUAUUAUCAAAAACGUCCCGUUCUAACAGUGUGUGUUCAGGAUGUAGUGCAGUGCGGUCAAACUCACCACUCACUUGUCACGUGAUCAGUGACCAUCCACUCUCGUGCAGAGGCUCGUGCGAGUCUUGCGUACAAGAGAGUUCAGAUGAAGUGACGUCAUUUAUGUCGAAAAAACAGUGUCUUAGUCAUAAUUCCAUAGCAUCUAACAAACUAACAGGAUCUCCUGGGUCUAUAAAGACGUGUCGGUCCUACUCUCCACAGCCUGGCCCCAGCGGUUACAACGGGAGCAAGGGCAAGGGGAGGGCCAGCUCAACCGUCAAAUUUAUCAACGGGGCGGGGAACUACAAAACAGGUGCUACCAGCGAUAGUUCAGAUAAUAUUUACUCAACCAACUGUACAACGUCACUUAAUGAAACGGAAGAAGAACCCAAUAACAGUGCAGCCGACCGGGGAACUCUCUACUGCGCAUGCGGGAUACUGAUCUCCAUCAUUACACUCGUCCUACUGCUUGUUAACUUUGCAUAA